AUGCCCGUGUCCCUGCCGUUCUCCAAGGUCAUCUUCAUAUUCGAAGACGUGGACGCGUGCGGCGACGUCGUGGAGAAGCGCACCCCCAAGCCCGCCCCGCGGCCCCGCCCCGCGCCGCCCUGCGCCGCGGGCGCCGCCGCCACGACCACCACCACAGAGCUCACGCUGACGCACAGCGAGCCGCGGCGGCGCCACCACGGCGGCAAGGCGGCGGCGGCGCGGCGGAAUGGAGGCGGCGGCGGCGGCGCGGUCGUAGAGGUAGCGGACGCAGGGGGUGACGGCAAGGACCAAGGGGCGGCGUGCGGGCCUGCCCUGGAGUCCGAGGCAGUUAAGGAUGACGAGGCGUCGUCCUCGUCGUCAUCCUCAGGUUCGACGCCACGGGCGCAGGACUCUCUCCACUUUGUGCAGCGCCAGGCGUCGCUGGCGCUGCCCGCGGCGGCGGCCGCGCCGGGUGGCGGGGGAGAGGGCGAGGAGGAGGAGGAGGAGGAGCGCGCGGACGAGGAGGCCGCGCUCCGCGCGCGCCGCGCCGCCGGCGGCGCCGGCGCCGGCGCCCGCGCGCUGGGCCCGCUCGGGCCCGGCGGCUGGCACAAGCGGCCCGGCGGCGACGACGCGCUCAACCUGGCGGGCCUGCUGAACGUGCUGGACGGCGUGGUGGACACCCCCGGCCGCAUCGUGGUGCUGACCAGCAACCACCCAGAGAAGCUGGACCCGGCCCUCAUCCGCCCCGGCCGCGUGAACAAGAAGAUCUACAUGGGGCUCAUCUCCGCCCCCGCGGCGCGGGAGAUGCUCGCGCACUGGUUCGGCGCCGGCGCGCUGGCGGGCCCCGGGGCGGCGGCGCGGUUCGACGCGGUGUUUGUGGGCGGCGCGCUGUCGCCGGCGGCGCUCGAGUCGAUGUGUGCGGAGUAUGACGAGGUUGGGCAGCUGCUGGACGCCCUUGAGGCGCACCCCGCGCUCGCUGCGGCGCGCUCGGCGCGCAAGGGGCGCGCCGCGGCCGCUUGA
Messenger RNA from Monoraphidium neglectum, 999 nucleotides. RefSeq lists its product as hypothetical. The record is from RefSeq and is a predicted model, not a curated record. The transcript has a single exon. Gene Ontology annotation, molecular function: ATP hydrolysis activity; ATP binding. Bases 1 to 999 code for a protein of 332 amino acids. Lineage: Eukaryota; Viridiplantae; Chlorophyta; Chlorophyceae; Sphaeropleales; Selenastraceae.